Nicotiana attenuata is the source of this 828-nucleotide messenger RNA. Its product is annotated as protein yippee-like At4g27745. Lineage: Eukaryota; Viridiplantae; Streptophyta; Magnoliopsida; Solanales; Solanaceae. Bases 367 to 687 code for a protein of 106 amino acids. The record is from RefSeq and is a predicted model, not a curated record. The transcript is spliced from 4 exons.
GUAUUGGUGGGUGAGUCCAAGCAAAGAAUAAAAAGCCUUUUCUCAGUUUCUUUCCAUUUCUGCUUUUUCUUAACAUAAUUGUCCUCAGUGAUGGUUUUGAAUUGGUUUUUACAGCUCAGAUUCUUGUCAUAUCCUACAUAUUGUAUUGUUGUAAUUGCUUAAUUAUUUUUCCAAGUUUCGUGAUUGAUACUUUCACCCAAUUCCGUAUAAAAGUUAUUAUCACGGCCGUGCAAGUUAAACCUAUCCGGGGUUGUUAUUAUCCUUUAGAGCAGAAUUCUGGGUCGUCUGCAUUUCUUCUAAGGAUUUGGUCAUUUGGGUUUCUGGGGUAAGUGAUCAGUGAGGGAUUUAUCAUUGGACUUUUGUUGAAUGGAUGAAUUGGUCGGACCUCGUUUGUACAGCUGCUAUAAAUGUCACAAUCAUGUAUCUCUUCAUGAUGAUAUAGUCUCUAAGGCGUUUCAGGGAAGAAAUGGGAGAGCUUUUCUGUUUACUCAUGUGAUGAAUAUUAACGUUGGAGCUAAAGAAGACAGACAUCUCAUGACUGGUCUUCAUACUGUUGCUGAUGUAUACUGUGGGGAUUGCAAUGAGGUUUUGGGCUGGAAAUAUGAACGAGCUUAUGAGCAAACACAGAAGUACAAGGAAGGGAAAUUCAUACUUGAGAAAUCGAAAAUCGUUAAAGAGAAUUGGUAGACCGGCACCAAUUCAUUAUUGAUUCUUUAUCUCUAGUACUUAAUGUAAGUAAUGUUUAUCCUAUCUAUAUAUAUCUCUGUACAGAACUUUCCAUACUGAAAAAAUUGCAAAUGCUCAAUUGAAUAUUUCUGCCAUCUCUUA